Sparassis crispa is the source of this 711-nucleotide messenger RNA. RefSeq lists its product as hypothetical. Gene Ontology annotation, molecular function: GTP binding. The coding region runs from base 1 to 711 and encodes 236 amino acids. The transcript has 2 exons. The record is from RefSeq and is a predicted model, not a curated record. Lineage: Eukaryota; Fungi; Basidiomycota; Agaricomycetes; Polyporales; Sparassidaceae.
AUGAUCGAGCGACUCGAGAGGAGGUGGGGAAGAAGCCGAGGGCAGGAAUACAGCCCGUCCUUUGGCCCAAAGCAGCAGAGGUUGGCGCAGCCAAAACGCGUCUGCAGUACAGACAGGGAAUUUUUCACUUUCGCCGUCGCCGGCGGUGGCAAGUCCGAGUCGCUGGUCAAUGCUUUCCGUGGUGUUCGCAACAACGAGUCCGGCACACCUGCGACUGGCGUCAUCGAGACAACCAGUCCCACCAUCGCACGAUGCACGGAUCCCAAUCCGCAGAAUCCUAAGCUUGUCUGUAUUCCAACGACCAAGGGCUUCACGUUGUCGACUGUCAUUGUCGUCUUCGACAACCGGUUCACUGCGACGGAUAUCGCCCUUCUUCGCAACUGCGAGCCGUUCAAAAUUCCAUCGUAUAUCGUCCGCUCGAAAUCGAACCAGAACAUUGGCAAUGUGAUGCAGGAUAUGGGACAUGACAGUGACGAAGUAGAUCGGCUUGAUGUCUAUCGGAAGGCUCGUGACAAAUACAUUGCAGAAACCCGACGUAGCGUUGCGCAAAAUCUCGCCGAUGCACAGCUGCUCUUACAAAGAGCAUACAUCGUAUACAAGGAUGCCUUGGUGAAGUUUGUCAACCGGAAACCAACGAAGGGCAUAAUCGAUGGACUGGAGCUACCGAGAGAUCUGCUGAGGGAAACUCACAGCGGGAGGUGCAAGGUGUGA